CGCCCGCGCGUUUCUCCCGUCUGCAUUGAUGAUGCUCUGUAAGCUGUAAUUAGCUACAUGAGACGAUUCCUUCUAGGGCCGUUCGCUGCAGAUAUCUCAUCUUCAACGUUCCACGCCCUUGACCACCAACUUGAAGGCGCUCUCGCCCCCCUCAAAUCGUAGAUCGCAUAACAUCUCCAGCGCUUCCGACAAAAGUGUCGUCUAUACCCUGGGAUAUGCAACGAUCUACACACUUGCAGCGGCCUUUCGUACCCCAGCUGGAGACAAUUUACGGAUAUCUCGCGGCAAGUGCAUCGCAGCGGCAGCCAUUAUGUGGCAAUAGUGAAGGUUGGGGUCCUCUGAGUACAAUCCGAUAUGACUUUACACCCUGUUUCCUCGAUGUAUGGAUUACAGGCGUCGCUGUUGGCGGCAUUCUAGGCGGAGCUGGAGCUUUGUGGUAUCUGUAUAAACGUUGCACAGUGGAGCCAGUCAAAAAGAAUUGGCAUUUCUACGCCAAGCUUAGCGUCAUCGGCUGCCUGACUAUUACCCUCGCCCUUCAAGCUGCCCUUCAGAUCGAGUAUUACCGUGGAAUAUGGUUUGGUGACUUUAGAUUCUGGAGCACAAUAACCACGAUACUCUCUGUGGGCAUAAUCUCCUGGAUACAAUAUGCUGAACAUUGGCGUGCACGCUAUCCGAACGGGCUUGUACUCUUCUAUUGGCUGUUCUUCCUGAUUGCGUAUGCCGUCAAGCUACGAUCUUUGAUUUCACAAGAGCUGCACAAAGACCAUGCGGCAUACUUUGCCGUAUUCUGCGUGAGCUUGGGUCUUGCUGUACUGGAGUUCGUUCUGGAAUGGCUUGUCCCAAAAAGAGUCAGCGACUAUGAUGCACUAGGGGACGAAGACGAGUGCCCAUAUGAAUAUGCCGACAUUUUCUCGGUCCUUACUUUCUCGUGGAUGACACCAAUGAUGAAGUAUGGAUACAAACAGUUCCUCGUCCAAGACGAUCUCUGGAAUUUACGUCGAAAGGACUCGACCCGGGCGACUGUGGAGACCUUUGACCAGGCUUGGAAUAUACAGAUGGAAAAGAAGUACCCUUCGCUAUGGAUCGCACUAUUCAGGAGCUUUGGUGGCCCGUACAUACGUGGGGCAAUAAUCAAAAGUGGUAGUGACAUUCUGGCUUUUAUCCAACCACAACUUCUGCGCUUGCUAAUCAGCUUCGUUGACUCCUACAAAGCUGGAAAUGAGGAGAAUCGCCAGCCCAUAAUCAGGGGUGUAGCGAUUGCUCUAGGUAUGUUUGCUGUAUCUGUUACACAGACCGCGCUGCUACACCAGUACUUCCAGCGUGCGUUCGAGACUGGGAUGCGGGUAAAGUCAUCACUUACAGCUGCAAUAUACUCAAAAUCGAUGAGGCUUUCUAAUGAAGGACGCGCAGCUAAGAGUACUGGAGACAUUGUCAAUUACAUGGCAGUGGAUACCCAAAGACUAUCAGACCUUGCUCAAUGGGGUCAACAGCUCUGGUCAGCGCCAUUCCAGAUUGUUUUGUGCAUGGUCAGCUUGUACCAACUACUUGGAUGGAGCAUGUUUGCAGGGGUCGCAGCCAUGAUUCUUAUGAUUCCUAUCAAUGGACUGAUUGCAAGAGUGAUGAAGAACCUGCAGAAGACGCAGAUGAAGAAUAAGGAUGCCAGGACACGGCUUAUGACUGAGAUACUUAACAACAUGAAGUCCAUCAAGCUGUAUGCUUGGGGUCAGGCAUUCAUGACUCGUCUCAACUACAUUCGAUAUGACCAAGAGUUGAUGACCUUGAGGAAGAUUGGUGCCACUCAAGCCGGUGCUAACUUUACUUGGUCCACGACACCUUUCCUGGUCUCCUGUUCCACAUUUGCUCUAUUUGUGCUCACGCAAAACAGACCACUCACAACCGAUAUUGUGUUCCCGGCGUUGACAUUGUUCAAUCUGCUGACUUUCCCGCUGUCCAUUCUUCCUAUGGUUAUCACCUCAAUCAUUGAAGCUAGUGUUGCGGUCGGACGUCUGACCAGUUUCUUUCAGGCCGAGGAGCUCCAGGUUGAUGCAGUCCAGAGAGAGCCUUCGGUUGAAGAGAUAGGAGAGGAAACUCUCAGCAUUGUUGAUGCAAGCUUUACUUGGAACAAAGAAGAAUCAAUUCAAGCCCUAGAGGACAUCAACAUGAAGGUCCACAAAGGAGAGCUUUCUUGUAUCGUCGGCCGCGUCGGUGCCGGAAAGUCAUCUCUACUCCAAGCAAUGCUUGGGGAUCUCUGGAAGAUGAAGGGAGCCGUCACUAUUCGCGGUACUACUGCAUACGUCGCUCAAUCGGCUUGGGUCAUGAAUGCCACGGUGAAAGAGAAUAUAGUUUUCGGAUAUCGAUGGGAUCCUGCAUUUUACGACAAAACUGUGAAGGCCUGCGCUCUUGUCGACGAUUUUGCUUCUUUGCCCGAUGGUGAUCAGACAGAGGUAGGGGAAAGAGGUAUCUCUCUUUCGGGUGGUCAAAAAGCCCGUCUGACUCUCGCACGAGCUGUAUACGCCCGGGCUGACAUAUAUCUCCUUGAUGACGUUCUGUCCGCUGUGGAUCAGCAUGUCGGCCGCCACGUUAUUGACAACGUUCUCGGACCAAAAGGCUUACUCGCGACGAAGACCAGAGUUCUCGCCACCAACUCAAUUCCUGUUUUAUUGGAGGCUGAUUUCAUUGUGCUACUCCGAAAAGGACGAAUUUUUGAAAAAGGGACCUAUGACCAGCUCAUGGCAAUGAAAGGCGAAAUUGCAAACCUCAUCAAGUCAGCCCAGAGCGAAGACCAGAGUGAAUCAGACAGCAAAGUGUCUGAAACCAGCAGUGAUGAAACAGUCUACGGAGGGGAGAGUCCGCCUCCAGAUGACGAGGAGGGACGCGCUGAAGACAUUGAUGGGUCAAGAGAUACACUUGCUGCCCUCGAGCCUCUGCGGCCUGCAAAUGGGGCUACUCGCCGUAAAUCUAGCGCCGUAACCCUUCGACGAGCCAGCUCAGCCAGUUUCAAAGGCCCCCGUGGCAAAGCUUUGGACGAAGAGGCUGGUGCAGGUGUAAAGACGAGACAGAGCAAGGAAUUCUCCGAGCAGGGCAAGGUCCGAUGGUCUGUAUACGCCGAAUACGCAAAAGAGAGUAACAUCGUGGCUGUUGCGAUAUAUUUACUCACUUUGGCGGGAGCUCAGACUGCAUCCGUCGGUGGCAGUGUUUGGCUGAAGCAUUGGGCUGAAGUUAACAGUGGCAGCGGUCGGAACCCGGAGGUAGGCAAAUAUAUUGGUAUCUAUUUUGCAUUUGGAGUAGGUUCGGCGGCCCUGGUCGUUGUCCAAACCUUGAUCUUGUGGAUCUUCUGUUCAAUCGAGGCAUCGCGUAAGCUGCAUGAGCGGAUGGCGUUUGCAAUCUUCCGCUCGCCUAUGAGUUUCUUCGAGACGACCCCUGCUGGUCGCAUUCUCAACCGCUUUUCCAGUGACAUCUACCGCGUCGACGAGGUUCUCAGUCGCACUUUCAACAUGCUCUUCGUCAAUACGGCUAGAGCCGGCUUCACACUCGUCGUCAUUUCCGUGUCAACCCCAGCCUUCACUGCAAUGAUUCUUCCUCUUGCAGCUCUCUAUCUCUACAUUCAGCGAUACUAUCUACGCACGUCCCGCGAACUGAAGCGACUUGAUAGUGUCAGCAAAAGUCCUGUCUACGCUCACUUUCAAGAGUCUCUCAGUGGCAUCAGUACAAUUCGCGCGUACCGGCAGCAGAAACGUUUUUCACUGGAGAACGAAUGGAGGAUGGACGCGAACUUACGUGCAUACUUCCCGUCGAUUAGUGCCAACCGAUGGUUGGCUGUGCGACUUGAAUUUAUAGGUUCCAUCAUCAUCCUUGCCGCGGCAGGUUUUUCCAUCAUUUCGGUAGCCAAGAACAGCGGCUUGUCGGCUGGACUCGUGGGUCUGGCCAUGUCGUAUGCUCUGCAAAUUACUCAGUCUCUGAACUGGAUCGUAAGACAGACUGUCGAGGUUGAGACUAACAUUGUAUCGGUGGAGCGUGUUUUAGAAUAUGCACGCCUCCCCCCAGAGGCACCCGAAAUCAUCUCAAAGAACAGACCACCUAUCAGCUGGCCAAGCAAGGGAGAGGUGGCGUUCAAUAACUACAGCACUCGCUAUCGACCUGGUCUCGACUUGGUCUUGAAGAACAUCAACCUCAAGAUUAAGCCGCAUGAAAAGAUUGGAGUCGUUGGUCGGACUGGUGCGGGCAAGAGCAGUCUUACCCUGGCCCUCUUCCGUAUCAUCGAGCCUGCAGAAGGACAUGUCGCCAUAGACGACCUGAACAGUAGUACAAUAGGUCUACUUGACUUGCGAAGACGUCUUGCUAUUAUCCCACAGGAUGCCGCUUUAUUUGAGGGCACCGUGCGAGACAAUUUGGAUCCCGGCCAUGUCCACGACGACACAGAACUUUGGAGCGUUCUUGACCACGCUCGCCUGAAAGAGCAUGUGUCUAACAUGCCUGGAAAGCUUGAGGCGCCCAUCCACGAGGCAGGAUCCAAUCUAAGUUCCGGACAACGCCAACUCGUAUCGCUUGCCCGUGCCCUCCUAGCCCCGAGCAAUAUUCUUGUCCUAGACGAGGCCACUGUACGUCGAUUCUCUCACUUCUAGUUUGACCCCACUUCAUUGUACCCUGCCUUUACACUGUUACAUCCGCUGCGCAACCAGUCACUUCGGCCUCCCAUUCCCGCUGAAUGAGACUUGCAUAGUUUGGGACAUCUAUUGCGUAAUUUCCAAGAACCUGUCGCCACGGCGCUCUCAGUCUGCGCUGUCUAGGGUUCUCUCUUCACCCUGUUCGUCCUGCUUACGGUGCAAGCUUCGUGACUACUUGCCUCCAUGUAUAAUGAGUUCGUAUCUUCGGACUCACUACUAACCUCCACACAGGCCGCCGUCGACGUCGAGACUGACGCCCUACUGCAACAAACACUGCGCUCCCCGAUUUUCUCCAACCGCACCAUUAUCACCAUCGCGCACCGCAUCAACACCAUUCUCGACUCUGACCGCAUCAUUGUACUC
This is a messenger RNA of Pseudovirgaria hyperparasitica, 5027 nucleotides long. Its product is annotated as multidrug resistance-associated protein 1. Gene Ontology annotation, cellular component: membrane. Gene Ontology annotation, molecular function: ABC-type transporter activity; ATP binding; ATP hydrolysis activity. The record is from RefSeq and is a predicted model, not a curated record. Gene Ontology annotation, biological process: transmembrane transport. Bases 216 to 4622 code for a protein of 1468 amino acids. The transcript is spliced from 10 exons. NCBI's taxonomy places the organism in Eukaryota, Fungi, Ascomycota, Dothideomycetes, Acrospermales, Acrospermaceae.